AGGGGACAGUUCCAACGUAAGGACGCUGAUACUAGCCCCUAUAUAAACAUAAGAAGCCAAACAAAAGGAUGAUUUGUUACAAUAAACUCAAAAUGAACGCAGGUGUUGUUGGAUUUUAUUUUUUAAUCUUUAUUGCAAUUGCCACGUGUUACGACCGUGAACCAAUGCUGAGAUUUUAUCACGAUUCAUUUGAUAAAUUUACCGAACUACCAUUAAAUGAAGUCGAUCAAAUUUUGGAUACAUCGUGGUACAAUUCAAGUCGAACAACAGUGAUGUUUUGUCACGGAUUCACAGGAAUUCCCAACGGCCCUGCGGUGACAGAAAUCGUGACAGUAUACCUCAGACAGGGUGAAAGUAAUGUGGCGCUACUGAAUUGGGAGUAUUUAGCGUCCUCGCAAACUCCGGGCCUCGCGAAUUCAUAUGCAAAUUGGGCGGCUCCGAAUGCCAGACAGCUUGGAAAUCGAGUGGUGGAUACAUUCGUUCUUCUCUCCAAUGCUGGUUUAGACAUGAGUAAAACACAUCUUAUAGGCCAUUCACUCGGAGCUCAUAUUUGGGGCAUCGCUGGGUUUAAAUUGCAACAGAGAGGGAUAUUACUACCAUGGAUUACAGGUGUCGAUCCAGCCGCAGUCGGGUUCGGGGGCAAGACUGCUAGCCACAAGCUCAGUGCGGCCUCAGCUAUCUAUGUCGACAUUAUUCACACUGAUCCGAACAAAUACGGGCUACGGACCUCAGCUGGGACUGUGGAUUUUUGGGCGAACUACCGAAGCGUAGGGCCUGUUAGGCAGCCUGGGUGUGCCAAUAAGCCGACUGCUCAGUUUUCUACUCAAGAUCUUUGUAAUCAUAAUAGAAGUUGGAAGCUAUUAGCGGACGCGGUAAAAUAUCCGGACACCAUCAUUGGUUCGUACGCGAAAAACUAUAAAACGUGGAAACACUAUACCCGCGAGGAAAGACUUGCUGAAACUCUACCGCUGGGAAAAUACAACAAAAACGGACGGCCGGGAAAUUAUUACUUCGUGACCAACUCAGAAUCUCCCUACGGUCUCAAAACAGAUGGACUUUAAAAUUAUUCAGUUUAUAAUAAUGUCUUUUUAUGCAGAUAAGCAAUGUGUUUUUGAAUACGCACUAAGAUGUUACCAUUUAUGCAUCUUUGAUUUUAUAAAGCACGACUUCAAAGUGUUAUUCGAAGUUACCGUCAUUUAAUACAUACUGUGUAUGUAUAGAUAUAGUUUAUAUAAUACUAUGAA
Molecule: messenger RNA, 1244 nt
Organism: Bicyclus anynana (squinting bush brown)
Lineage: Eukaryota; Metazoa; Arthropoda; Insecta; Lepidoptera; Nymphalidae
Product: phospholipase A1
Exons: 8
Coding region: 69-1061 (330 amino acids)
Molecular function (GO): lipase activity
Source: RefSeq, a predicted model, not a curated record